This is a messenger RNA of Columba livia (rock pigeon), 4975 nucleotides long. It is a transcript of the gene TADA2B, whose product is annotated as transcriptional adaptor 2B. The record is from RefSeq and is a predicted model, not a curated record. Gene Ontology annotation, cellular component: nucleus; SAGA-type complex. The coding region runs from base 38 to 1300 and encodes 420 amino acids. Gene Ontology annotation, biological process: regulation of transcription by RNA polymerase II; chromatin remodeling. Lineage: Eukaryota; Metazoa; Chordata; Aves; Columbiformes; Columbidae. Gene Ontology annotation, molecular function: zinc ion binding; chromatin binding; transcription coactivator activity. The transcript has 2 exons.
CGGCGCGUGCGCGCGGGCGGCGGGCGGGCGGGGUAAGAUGGCGGAACUGGGGAAGAAGUACUGCGUGUACUGCCUGGCCGAGGUGAGCUCCCUGCGCUUCCGCUGCACCGACUGCGCCGACAUCGAGCUCUGCCCCGACUGCUUCUCGGCGGGCGCCGAGAUCGGCCCGCACCGCCGAUGGCACGGCUACCAGCUCGUCGACGGCGGCCGCUUCACCCUGUGGGGCGCCGAGGCCGAGGGCGGCUGGAGCAGCCGGGAGGAGCAGCUGCUGCUGGACGCCAUCGAGCAGUUCGGCUUCGGCAACUGGGAGGACAUGGCUGCUCACGUGGGGGCAUCCCGGACGCCUCAGGAGGUGAUGGAACAUUACGUGAGCAUGUACAUCCACGGCAACCUGGGCAAAGCCUGCAUCCCUGACACCAUUCCCAACAGAGUGACGGACCACACGUGUCCCAGCGGCGGCCCGCUUUCCCCCAGCCUCACCACGCCGCUCCCGCCCUUGGACAUCUCGGUGGCCGAGCAGCAGCAGCUGGGUUACAUGCCGCUGCGGGACGACUACGAGAUCGAAUACGAUCAAGACGCGGAGACUCUGAUCAGCGGCCUUUCGGUGAACUAUGACGAUGAUGACGUGGAAAUAGAGUUAAAAAGGGCUCACGUGGACAUGUACGUCAGGAAACUCAAGGAGAGGCAACGGCGGAAGAACAUUGCACGAGACUAUAACUUGGUGCCAGCCUUUCUGGGGAAGGAUAAAAAGGACAAGGAGAAAGCUCCCAAACGAAAGAUCACAAAAGAAGAGAAGGAGCUGAGGCUGAAACUGAGGCCUCUCUACCAGUUCAUGUCUUGUAAGGAGUUUGAAGACUUCUUUGAGAACAUGCACAAGGAGAGGAUACUUCGAGCAAAGAUUCGGGAGCUGCAGCGGUAUCGUCGAAACGGAAUCACCAAAAUGGAAGAGUCGGCAGAAUACGAGGCAGCCAGGCACAAACGGGAAAAGAGGAAGGAGAACAAAAACAUUGCUAGUUCCAAGAGGGGGAAGGAAGAUGGUAAAGAAGGUGAAUUUGCUGCCAUUGAAAACCUGCCAGGCUUUGAACUCUUAUCGGACAGGGAAAAGGUGCUGUGCAGCUCUCUAAAUUUGAGUCCUGCACGUUACGUGACUGUAAAAACUAUAAUCAUUAAAGACCAUCUCCAAAAAAGACAAGGAAUUCCUUCCAAGAGUCGCCUUCCCAGUUACUUAGAUAAGGUACUGAAGAAAAGGAUUUUAAACUUUCUAACAGAAAGUGGUUGGAUAUCCAGGGAUGCUUCAUGAAGCAGCUGAUCUGAAAAAAACACAGCAGAGGCACAUUAUGGCCUCAAGGACUCCGUUAUUUUUUCCUUCCCUCCCCAAAGAUACGGAAAUUAUGUCACUUAAAAACAACAACAACAACAAGCAAAUACAUAAACCCCCACAGUAUUCAUGAUCCAUGGUUCAAAUAGACUUUAGCUUUGGAUCAUGGAAAAUACUUAAUUUGUGAAACUUCUGCAUUGGAUUUCACUGCUUUUGGUACAUAAUCAGAACAGAUUUCUUUCAUGUGAACUUAAUCAAUCCAGUAGUCUCGGAGUAGUUACUUUACUCUGUGCUAUUGGACAAAUGAAUAUCAGCGUAAUCCUUGCUUUUCUUUGAAGGUGGGAGAUAGUUUCAUUUCUUGGAAACUUUCCUCACCCUUUGUGUUUUGGCAUAAUACUGGCAGCAAAGUGAAGCUUACAGAAGUCCUGAGCUCAGGAGCACGGUGAGCGGGGGUUUUCGUGACCGUUGCUAAGCUUUCAGAACAUUCUCCUUAGUAAGUACAGCCAAGGCGCUGGGACAGUGGGGUGAGAGCUUCUGCCGAGCGUCCAGCGCGGCGAGCCGUGGCAGGGAGUGGAGGGAAAGAAGUGCGGCAGGUGAGAUGUCUUCGGGUACUUGUGCUGCGGAAAGGGCUCUUGAAGAGCUGCCCUUGCAUCCAGCUGAUCCAGACAUAGCUUUGACUUGAGUUUGUGCGGAAACAGACCCACUGAAGCUUUGGUGUUAACUGUUAGUAGUGAAGUUGCAGGAGUACGGGGGAGCUGUGGCGCUGUGUGCCAGAGGAGGGGCCAGCACUACUGUGAAGUGGCUGAUUUGGGCCAGAAAUGGGGUUUGGGUGAGUAGGCAGCGAGUUGUCUUGUAGCGGUUCAGAGCCUCAGGCAGCAAAAUUGUCAUUUCUUCUUGCUGGGGCAACCUGCUGCUCCUUUGGUAUGUACUGCUGAGCUUGUGUGGGCUGCCUCCUUCUGAAUUUAGUUGGGAGGGACAGGGAAAGGCAGCGAGAUUCUCAGAUGGGGAGUGAUUGCUGAGAUUGGUUUUUAAAAACAAAAAUGAGAAGUGAUAUGCAUUAGGUCAAAACGCACAGCUAAUGUGCUCCUCAGUACGGAGCUGUGAAUCAAACCAUUACGGGGUUCUAAUUGCACGUUCCUUGAAACAUGCCGGACUAAAUGUGCUGCAUUGUGGAUGCGGCCCAGGGCGGUGAGCAGAGCGCAGCUCCGAGUCCAGCCCGAGCGGGGUGCUCGUGACGGGCGGCAGCUGGUGACAUAAUGCAGCACUGACAGGAGUGCCUGAUCCACAGUCCUCUUUUAGUACGAUCUGCUGAUUAAGGGAAAGACAUCGAGGGAGGACUAGAAAAGGAUUUUUAUACUUAUUUCAUCCUUAAAUUCUUGUGCUGGUAUUUAACCAAAUGAAUGAGUGGUGGUUGGCAUGCAGAAGACGGCACAGCGUUACUGUGCCUGAGCCUCUCUCCGGUUCGUGUCCAGAGCAGGAAGCUGUGAGUGGAGCCAGCUGGGCAGGUCUGGUGUGCCAAAGCAGGGAACCCCACUGGCUGCGGAACAAGUGUGAGCACUGGAAAUGUCAUCUUGGUUUGAUGCUUUGGGCUGUAGUCAGUGAGGAUACCACAAAAUCUUAGAACAGUAUUAAUUCUGCAACUUGGCAGAGAUAAACUGCUCAGAACUGGGUUCUAGUUAACGUAUCCAGAGUUACCAAAAGAGUGUUACCGGUGAGUUUAGAAUAAACGGGGUACAAUUGCAAAGCCAGCAUUUCUAAGGAAGAAGAAACCAAAACUCUAGUGCCUUUUUCUUUUGAGCUUGUGAUGUUAUGUCCCUUCAGAAAAGGUAAGGGCUAUGUCCUCUCGGAGGCAAUACUUUGGUUGGCUUACCUGUAAGUGGCUUGUUGUGGAAUUCCGUGAGACAAAACUGUCUCUCCUUGGCAGCAGUGGAACUAACUGCGAUGUGCUGAGUAGCUUUAAGAACCACAUCCACCCCAUGUGCGUGUACAAAUGGCACACGAGUUCAUCAGGUGUAACCCCUUGGUUAUUUUCUCUGUCCUGCUCCUGUGGGAAGGAAGCUCAGCCUUUCUUUCUAGUAUUCUAGUUAUGCAAUUUGGUUCUUCCUGUACCUUCCUACCUACCUGCCAUAAUGCACCAUUACUGAGAGUGUUCUGGAGCUCAGCUCUGCAUGGAGCUGGGAGUUUAAAAGAAUUUAUUUUUUAUUAUUUUCUUUCUCAAAAUUUUUUUUUAUAUAUAUUUCUACCUGUUUUAGCACAUCUAAGUCUAACUGAAGCAAUAGUCUAAAGCCCAUUGGAACAAUAACUUAAAAAAAAUCUAGGCACCAAUGAGUCAUUUAAAUGUUGAAGUGAAUUCUGCAUUUAUACUUCGUAGUUUCUUAAUUCCUCAGCCCCUCCAAAAUGUUUCUUUGGUGCUAGACGUAACUUAUUGAACAUCAAAAUGAAUGUAAAAUAAAGUAUUUUUAAUGUAUGAAAUAUGGAUAUCAAUAUUUAUUUUAUACUUUCAAGCACAUUCAAGGUGGUAAAUGUUUGCUUUAGCAAAUACUAGUCCCUUGGAAAGGGCUUCCCUAGAAGCAAUGUCUCACUGUCAGCUGUGCUUUUGAUUUCAACGUGACUUGCACUAGAGGAUGCUGUUGUUCCGUAUUUUCCCAUGGAACUGAUUUAGUCCAAGCAUUCCUUUGUUAUGAGCUGCUGUUUGUUUGUUUGUUUUAAAGUUGAGAUGCAGUUAUGUUAAUGCAGCAACUUACUAGAGCUACACUGCUUCUCUUUGGUGGUGAAGGGGCUGAGAAAAAACAUGGCAAAGAGCUCUUCAACUUGUAUCUUGUGUUGAUCUGAAGUGCUUCCUGUGCUGUACCAAUAAGCUAGCCUUCAUGUUGCUAAUGAAAGUGUUUUAUAUGCUUAAUGCUCUUUUCUAAUUAAAGACAUUACUAAUGAUAGUAUCUGUUCUAACAGCAUUGAUGUAAGCCUAUGAAAAAGUGACACUCUCUAAGCUGUUCAAAAUACUGACCUUCUGCUACUGAUAGAGGCAGCAAUGUCUGUUUUAAUGCUGUAUCAGUCCAGUCCCAGUGAUGUUCUACAGUAAUAUUUGCCCGCUAGGAAACACGGGAGCAUUCAUCUCCAUUCUGCGUGUACCACCCAGUGCAGCAGGGCUUUGUAACAGAGCGUUCUGGAUACACACCCUCCCGCUUUACAUUCCAUUGCGGUCCCAGCACGCAUCAAGAACAGCAUUAGUAGGUUUGCACGAGUCUUUGACCAUAAGCUGCCUUUUAAGUCACACGAGCUAAGCACUCUGCCAUUAUUCUCUUGUGCAGCGGCUGCAUCAAAUUUCUUUGCAACUGUAACGGACUUCUUUAGCCUUUCAGUUUACUAUUUCUUCUUGCAAAAUGUUUUUGCAUGUGCCCCAGUUGCUCUUAAGUGAUGACACAUUGAAAUACUGUGAAGGAAGGUACCUGCUGAGCGCAUUCAGCUCAUCAGCUUCUUCCUUAAAGGGAAUGUUGCACUCAUUUGAGCCGUGUACUGGUGUAGUGGUGCCAGACACACAAAUGCCUGUGCUGAAAUAAUGGAAAACCUAACUGAUGUUGUGCACACUCAGUAUUUUACUAGGUUUUUGCAUUGUACAGUGGUAAAUAAACUUGUAUUAAAGUUUCUUUCCAUUACUGA